AUGUAUCUUCCCAAGUCUCCAAAUUUCUCCAGAUCCUUCGCCACUUCUCGCAACUGGAGGACCCAAAUCCAACAAAAUCAACUCGCUUCCCAAAUCUCUUCCACUCUCUUGCAGAGACGCAACUGGAUGUCCCUCCUCCAGAGCCUCAAUCUCUCCUCUAAACUUAACCCAUCUCUGUUCCUCCAAAUCCUCCACAAUAUCCAAACUCAGCCUCAAAUCUCACUGCAUUUCUUGCAUUGGGCCAAAUCAUAUCUAGGGUUCCGGCCUGAUCUCAAAUCCUACUGUCAUGUCAUUCGAAUAGCCGUUGGUUCUGGUCUUUAUCCAUCUGCAAAACUCCUCUUGGAUUCUUUGAUUCGGGAAUACCCUGCACCUGCUAUUUCAGAGAGUAUGGUCAGAGUGAGUAAAGGUAGAACUAGAGAUUCAUUAUCUGUUGUGCUAAGUUUUGUUAUUGAACGUUAUUCGGAAAAGGAUCUUUUCAUGGAAGGGUUAGAGGUAUUUAGGUCGAUGAGGCUUCGUGGUUGUGCUCCCACGGUUCGAUCCUGCAAUGCGCUUCUUGAUGCUUUGCAGAGAGAGAACAAGAUUCGGCUGGCUUGGUGUCUCUAUGGUGCCUUGAUUCGCUUCGGCUAUAGACUUGGUCGCUCUACGUUGUCAAUUGUUACUCAGAUUUUGAGUAAAAAUGGAAAGUUUGACACAAUUGGCAGAUUGUUAGACUCUGGGAUUUAUGAUUCGAAAAUUUAUAAUAUUGUCAUUGUUCAAUCCUCGAUGGAGCAUGUAAACUUGAUGAUGUUGAAGUUGUGGAGAGGAUAA
Messenger RNA from Prosopis cineraria, 807 nucleotides. RefSeq names its product pentatricopeptide repeat-containing protein At4g21170-like. Bases 1 to 807 code for a protein of 268 amino acids. The transcript is spliced from 2 exons. The record is from RefSeq and is a predicted model, not a curated record. Gene Ontology annotation, molecular function: protein binding. Lineage: Eukaryota; Viridiplantae; Streptophyta; Magnoliopsida; Fabales; Fabaceae.